GCAGGAGGCUAGUCUCCCGACAUGGAGGCGGGGGGCCGCCGCUACCAGUUUCGGAUCGCGCUACUGGGGGACACGGCAGUGGGCAAGACGUCACUGCUGCGGCGCUACGUGGCGGGCGCGCUGGGGAUCCCGGAGCCCGAGCCGGAGCUCGAGUCGGUGCCCACGGUGGGCGUCGAGUUCUAUAGCCGCACUCUUCAGCUGCGGGCCGGGCCGCGCGUGAAGCUGCAGCUCUGGGACACGGCUGGCCAAGAGCGCUUCAGGUGCAUCACCAGGUCCUUUUACCGGAAUGUGGUGGGUGUCCUGCUGGUCUUUGAUGUGACAAACAGGAAGUCCUUUGAACACAUCCGAGAGUGGUACCAGGAGGUCAUGGCCUCUCAGGGUCCCAACAAGGCGAUCUUCCUGCUGGUUGGCCACAAGAAUGACCUGCAGAGCACCCGUUGUGUCUCAGCCCAGGAGGCGGAGGAGCUGGCUGCCUCCCUGGGCAUGAACUUCAUGGAGACCUCCGCGAAAAACAACUGCAAUGUGGACCUGGUCUUCAAUACCCUCACUGAUGCCAUCCAGCAGGCCCUGCAGCAGGAGGACAUCAAACUGGAGGAGGACUGGGGGGGUGUCCGGCUCAUCCAGAACACCCAAAUCCCCAGGCCCCCCAGCAGGAUGCAGCACCUGGGCCCAUGCAACUGUUGACUCUGGGAGGGAAAGGGUUAAAGCAGUGUCACCCUCAUAAGUGCUGGUGGGAUGGGGAGUGUUAGUAUCUCUCUGGAGGGCAACUGGCAGAAUCUAUCUGGAGGGUUAAUAUAAACAGUAUCCUGGCACGAUCCUGCCUCCUGGAUUUUGGGGUCUCAGAGCUCAGCCCCUUUCCACUAGAAAGGUCUAAGAGGCCACGUGUGCAGCUUCCUGUCCUUGAGCCUGCUUCCUCCAUGGUCAGAGGAGCUCAUAAAAGACCCCACCUCACAGGGGGUUGUGGGCAUGAAUGAAACAAUGGAUGGGCUAUGCUCAGCCAGAGCAGAGCCUCCCACACAGUGAGAAUCGAAUGGCAAGAACUGUCA
Hippopotamus amphibius kiboko is the source of this 1046-nucleotide messenger RNA. It is a transcript of the gene RAB42, whose product is annotated as RAB42, member RAS oncogene family. Gene Ontology annotation, molecular function: GTPase activity; GTP binding. The transcript is spliced from 2 exons. Gene Ontology annotation, cellular component: Golgi membrane. The coding region runs from base 22 to 684 and encodes 220 amino acids. The record is from RefSeq and is a predicted model, not a curated record. NCBI's taxonomy places the organism in Eukaryota, Metazoa, Chordata, Mammalia, Artiodactyla, Hippopotamidae.